Aspergillus heteromorphus CBS 117.55 is the source of this 2019-nucleotide messenger RNA. RefSeq lists its product as uncharacterized. Bases 238 to 2019 code for a protein of 593 amino acids. Gene Ontology annotation, molecular function: cobalt ion binding; magnesium ion binding; magnesium ion transmembrane transporter activity. The record is from RefSeq and is a predicted model, not a curated record. The transcript has 8 exons. Lineage: Eukaryota; Fungi; Ascomycota; Eurotiomycetes; Eurotiales; Aspergillaceae.
GCCCCGGCGCGAAUGAUGCCAGUCAGUUGCCUGGCUGGUUCGAGGCUGACCAGGAACAGAGUGACUCCUUGUGCGAUGCGUCCUCUAUUUAGAAGCGCUGCGCCGUGUUACUUCCCGCUCUUUCAGCCUUUCUUUCUGCAUCGACUGUGCCCCUGCCAUUCUACUGUCGGUUUUACUUCACUAUCUCCAACAUCUACGCAUUGAGUACUAGACGCGCUGCUCCCAGUCUAGAGAGCGAUGUCUGAGCUCGUACGAUCGCACAGUUUCCAAACCCCCCAGGAGUACUACGCCAGCUUCAAGACCAGGCCGCAUCUGCAGGACAAAUUCGCCGACAUCGACAAUGCAGCCAAUCUCAAGUCCUACCUGGCGCUGUUGAAGGACCCCCAGACCCGCAACUUCGUGCUCGAUUUCGGCAAUGACGACGCUUGGUCUGCGGUGAAUCUGAACCACGAGGAUUUCGCGCUGCUCCUGCGCAAGCCAAAGCCAAAAUGCUUUGGUACUCGGUGGAUUAAUAUUUGGGCCCCGGAACAACAGAAGGAACUCGUCAAGGCCCUCGCCAGCCAUUAUGGUGUAUCCGAGCGCUUACAGGGAAUGAUGUGUACAGACCCCGUGGAACGUCCGUCGAAGGCCCCCGUGCCCCCCGAGCCUCUCAAAAACAACUUCCGGCCGAUGGACCGCUUGCGUCGCUCUCGCCCGGAUGACAUUGAAGAUAACCCCCUGCAUGAUCUGGAGCCGGAGGAGAUCCGCGCAGCUGCAUCGUUCAGAGGCCUCACAUUCGCCAAUGUGAUUGACCAGAUCUGGCACUUUUGCUCCGUGGAUUAUGGCCCAAGAUAUACCUGCGUCGGAUACAACUCUCUAUAUGUUAUACCGCAUCUCGAUAUGUCCAAUGGAAAGGAAUUGCCAGAGGGAAGACGGCUAUGGGCCUGGUUGAUUCUGUGUGAUGAUGGGACCGUCAUCUGUAUGCAAGAGAACCCAUUCCCGGGUCUUUCUGGGCCGUCGGAGAAAGAGCUGAAGGGCGUUCUCGGUGUUGUUCGCAGAAACAUGCAACUCAUCUUCGCAGGAGUUUCCAAGCAGCACUUCGCUUCGUCUGAAAGCGACUCGUUGGUCACGAUCCGGGUACGACCGUUUUAUGAGGGUGGUCCUGAGCAGGUCAGCAUCAAGCAGGACGAUGGUCCAAGUCUACUGUUCUACUACAUAUUUGACGACUGGGUUUCGUCGUACGCGCUUGUUGCGAAGCGCGAACACAAGUAUGGAGUAUCACUUGAUCAGCUGAGACAAAAUAUGUUAUCGAGACCCGUCGUCGACCUCGUCAAUGAAUUACACUGGCUGGGGCGACGGUUGGCUGUCCUGAGGCGCGUCUACCAAAGCUACGAGCUUAUCAUGACGCGCAUACUGCAAAGACAGCGUUUCCUUCGCGACGAGGCCCGCUCCAGCCGCCCUCCGCUAGCAAUUGGGCAAAGCUUUGGGGACCACGACGUGGCAGAUGGCCGAUAUUCCACCACACAGAGUAGUUUCUAUCUCCCGGUCGUCCCCGAUGCCACCGUCGGGGUGCAACUGAGUUCUGCUGCCGUGGCUCGAUUCGAAAGGUUGCUGGACCGAAUCAAGCUAUACUGUCUGUCCGAGAUCGACGCUUGUCUGACAGAAAAGGAGAACCUCACAUUUCUGAACUUCAACUUGAUUGCGCUCAAGGACUCCCAGGCCGUGGAGAAGUUGACCCGAAUCACCAUCCUCUUAGCCAAAGUGACGAUUCUUUUCCUGCCAGUCAGUCUGAUGACCGGGUAUUUCUCCACCGAGCUCCAGAACGUCAAGGGAGAGUAUACGAUCAAUCAAUACUGGAUCAGCUUCGGGGUGAUCAUGUUCCUGUCUGCGAUCUCGCUCUUUGUCUUCGGGUACGCCAGCGAUACCGUGGAAGGGAAGACCAUUUACCAAUCGCUGUCCCGGAGCUUCUUCCGGAUGUCAAGGGACAGAGUCUCGUCCCAUAAAAAUGAAGGCCCAGGCAGCGCGAAUCGUCGAACUUGA